This is a messenger RNA of Bactrocera tryoni, 3223 nucleotides long. RefSeq names its product potassium voltage-gated channel protein Shaker (gene shaker). The record is from RefSeq and is a predicted model, not a curated record. Gene Ontology annotation, cellular component: voltage-gated potassium channel complex; membrane. Gene Ontology annotation, molecular function: protein binding; delayed rectifier potassium channel activity. The transcript has 11 exons. The coding region runs from base 1330 to 3216 and encodes 628 amino acids. Gene Ontology annotation, biological process: potassium ion transmembrane transport; protein homooligomerization. NCBI's taxonomy places the organism in Eukaryota, Metazoa, Arthropoda, Insecta, Diptera, Tephritidae.
AAGUAUUAGUUAAUUUAAAGUCUUACAAAAAUUGUUAAAGUAAAUGUAUAAAUAAUUAAUACAUAUUAUAACUGCUACACAAAUUAAUCCAGCGUAACGUCAGCCGCCCAUAAGUUACACGCCGCUGCUUAGAGAAAAAUUAUAAUAAAAUCAAACAAAUAAUUAGUCCAAAUCCAUACACUUCCCUAUGAAUGCGUCAUUAUUACGACAAAUGUUAAAAUAUUUAACUAAAGCAAUUUCAAUUAGAGUAAAAUCAAUAAAAUUUAGCUAAUACAAGUUGUACGAAAUUCCACAAAGAAAUCGGAAACACUGAAAGUUCGCAAAUACAAAAGCGGUUACUUGGCUUGAACCGGUUACUUAAAUCAGAUAUCAUACAACAAAGCUGUAUAAAAGAAGUAUAAAGAACAAGCAUAUUAUAAUGAUUAAUUAGUAAAAACCGAUUACUUGAAAACCGGUUAACCACAUAGACACUGAUUACAAUAAAAUCUUUUAACGCGACGUGCAAUAAAUUUUACGCCUAAAAAAAUUUAAUUAAAAAAAAAAAAUGGAAAUACCGGUUACUCAGCACGCAUUUCACUGCAAUUCGUAAAAAGAGCAAUAAUUAAUAAGAAAAAUAAAUCAUGCUGCAAAUUAUCUAACAGCUUUCCUUAAUUGGCAAACAUUUGUGGAGUAAAAAGCUGCGGUUGCCUAACCCGAAUACUCAUCAAAAUUGAGUUACAAUUAAAUUAUUUAAAAAUAGCGCAGGAAAAAUCCAAACUUUCAUUAGCGGCCAAAUUAAUUAUUCGUAUUCAAAAAGGUACUCCAAUCUUAAAGCAAAAUCUAAUAAACUCGCUCUAACUGAACCGGUUACUCUGCGCCAUGCCGUGUCCGCGACAGAAAAUUUUCACGCGCUCGUAUGCGUUUACGCCGCCAACAACGAAUGGCAAACGCUGGUGAUUGCAGAGUCUGCGCAAGUAUUUGUGAUGCAAGAACGUGAAAUUACAGUUACUGUUGCAACAACAACAACUAUUCACUAAUCAAAGCUCCGCUCUCAAUAAGAAGCAAAAGAUAAAAAGUAAAGUAAUUUAAGUAUUAAAGCUAAAUUUGCGCGUUCGCGAGUGUUUGUGUUUUAUAUAAUUUAAUUAUUUUCGUUUAUCGUCAACUCAAUUCAAUUCUCUACGCAACUCAACUCAACUCAACGCCACUCAGUGCGACUCGACGUAAUCAAAGCACGAAGACGCUGACACGCGUUGACGUGCUCGUUGUGCCACUACCACCACUACCACCAAUUUUCAGGUUGUUUGUUGUGUACAUUGCUAUUGUGUUCGUACAACAACAACAGCCGGCAAAAUGACGAUGUGGCAGAGUGGCGGCAUGGGAGGCCAUGGCUCCCAAAAUAAUCCAUGGAUGAAAUUAAUGGGCAUCGUACACAAGGAGCGACGACAUGCGGACAAUGUACAAUCGCAGAGCGGCUCCAACGAACGGAAUCUAAAUCAGUCUUUACCCAAAUUAAGCAGUCAAGACGAAGAAGGGGGGGCAGGUCAUGGGUAUGGUGGGGGGCCACAACACUUUGAACCCAUUCCUCAUGAUCAUGAUUUUUGCGAGAGAGUCGUUAUAAAUGUAAGCGGGUUAAGGUUCGAAACACAAUUACGAACGUUAAAUCAAUUUCCGGACACACUGCUGGGGGAUCCAGCUCGGCGAUUACGGUACUUUGACCCGCUUAGAAAUGAAUAUUUUUUUGACCGUAGUCGGCCGAGCUUCGAUGCAAUUUUAUACUAUUAUCAAAGUGGUGGUCGACUGCGGAGACCGGUCAAUGUCCCUUUAGACGUAUUUAGUGAAGAAAUAAAAUUUUAUGAAUUAGGUGAUCAAGCAAUUAAUAAAUUCAGAGAGGAUGAAGGCUUUAUUAAAGAAGAAGAAAGACCAUUGCCGGAGAAUGAGAAUCAAAGAAAAGUCUGGUUACUUUUCGAGUACCCGGAGAGUUCGCAAGCCGCCAGAGUUGUAGCCAUAAUUAGUGUAUUUGUUAUAUUGCUAUCAAUUGUUAUAUUUUGUCUAGAAACAUUACCCGAAUUUAAGCAUUACAAGGUGUUCAAUACAACAACAAAUGGCACAAAAAUCGAGGAAGACGAGGUGCCUGACAUCACAGAUCCUUUCUUCCUUAUAGAAACGUUAUGUAUUAUUUGGUUUACAUUUGAACUCACAGUCAGGUUCCUCGCAUGUCCGAAUAAGUUACAUUUCUGCAGGGAUGUCAUGAAUGUUAUCGACAUAAUCGCCAUCAUUCCGUAUUUUAUAACAUUGGCGACCGUCGUCGCCGAAGAGGAGGAUACGUUAAAUCUUCCAAAAGCGCCAGUCAGUCCACAGGACAAGUCAUCGAAUCAGGCUAUGUCCUUGGCAAUAUUACGAGUGAUACGAUUAGUUCGAGUAUUUCGAAUAUUUAAGUUAUCUAGGCAUUCGAAGGGUUUACAAAUUUUAGGACGAACUCUGAAAGCCUCAAUGCGGGAAUUAGGUUUACUUAUAUUUUUCUUAUUUAUAGGCGUUGUACUCUUCUCAUCGGCGGUUUAUUUUGCGGAAGCUGGAAGCGAAAAUUCCUUCUUCAAGUCCAUACCCGAUGCAUUUUGGUGGGCUGUCGUUACCAUGACAACCGUUGGAUAUGGUGACAUGACACCCGUCGGUGUUUGGGGUAAAAUCGUGGGAUCACUGUGUGCCAUUGCUGGUGUCUUGACAAUCGCUCUCCCGGUACCAGUUAUCGUCAGUAAUUUCAAUUACUUCUAUCACCGCGAAACGGAUCAAGAGGAGAUGCAGAGCCAAAACUUUAAUCACGUUACUAGUUGUCCAUAUUUACCAGGUACAUUAGUAGGUCAACAUUUAAAGAAAUCAUCGUUAUCUGAAUCCUCAUCGGAUAUGAUGGAUUUGGAUGAUGGUGUUGAAUCAACGCCAGGAUUGAGUGAAAUGCAUCCUGGUCGUGCGGUGGCUCCAUUUUUAGGAGCACAACAACAAUUGAUGGAAAAGCAGCAACAGCAGCAGCAGCAGCAGUUACAACAGCAAGCGUCCAUGCAGCAGGCGUCGCCGCAGCAGUCGCAGCAUCAACAGCAGCAACAAACGCUGCAACUGCAGCAGCAGCAACAAAAUGGUUAUAAGCAAUCCGCAACAAGCGUCACUGGUGGCAAUAACCUAACGACUACAACAACAACGCUACGGCAUAACAAUGCCCUGGCCGUUAGUAUCGAAACCGACGUUUGACUACUGG